Molecule: messenger RNA, 2788 nt
Organism: Rhizophagus irregularis DAOM 181602=DAOM 197198
Lineage: Eukaryota; Fungi; Glomeromycota; Glomeromycetes; Glomerales; Glomeraceae
Biological process (GO): regulation of Ras protein signal transduction; mitotic spindle orientation checkpoint signaling
Cellular component (GO): SIN/MEN two-component GAP complex; mitotic spindle pole body
Molecular function (GO): GTPase activator activity
Source: RefSeq, a predicted model, not a curated record
UUAAAUUUAAAAGUAAAUAAUAAUAGUAAUAGUAAUAAUAAUAAAUAAUAAUAAAGAUAAAUAAAAUAUAUAUAUUAAUGAGAUUAUUAUUCUACGAAAAGUAUUUCACCGAUUUAAAAAAAUAAUGAUAUCACGACAAAAGAAACAAACGAAUUAUGAAGAAGACAAUUGGGAUGAUAUAGAAAUUCCUGAAACUGGAUUACUUUUAAUAAAUAACGAAAGUGAUUAUGGAUUAUCAACAACGACAAGAGAUAUUUCGGAAAUAACAAUAUGCGAUUCUUCGGAUGAUGAUUCGGAAGAUUAUCCUAAUGAAAUAACUAAUAAUUAUAGUAAUAGAAGUACACCAGUAUCGUCAUCUUCAAUUAACAAGGUAAAAGAAAUGAUGAUUAAUAGUGGAGUAGUAAUCACAAAUAAUAAAGAGGAGUUUAGUGGGUUGAUUACAAGAAUUGGAGGAGAGAAUAAUAAAGUUAUUGCGGUUGGAGAUGAUUGGGAUAACGACAUAGAAAUACCCGAAGAUGGGCUUGCAAAUUUAACGCUUAGUACUAAUAAAAAGGAUAAUAGCUUUAAUAUUACCGUUACUAAUGAUUUUGAAUUUGAUGAAGAACAACAACAAACAACUAGCAAGAAUUCAAUUACUUCUCCAAGGAAAUUAAUUAUAAAACAAAUCGAAGAUCCUUCAAAAGUAUUCCCAAAAUCUAAUACUGUGCAAAGUAAAAAAACAUUAGAAAAUAUCGACGAUUAUUUUGAUUUUACAGGAGUAGAAUUAAGUAAAUUAGAUUUGUCUACAAAAGUAUUAAAUUUACGUCGACAGGGAUCGUAUGAGGAAGAAGGAAAUUUAAAUUAUAAAGAUCCAUUUGGAUCAGAAAAAAUUUCUUCAAGAAAUUCAUCCCGUCUUUCUAUAUUACCAAGUCCAGCACCGACAAAUGGUUCACAAAGUGCUUUUGAAAGUGGGGAAGAAGAAGAUGAAUCAUUUGAUGAUAUACAAUUUCCUGAACGUAUGGAAUCUUUAACUUUAAUUAGUCGUAAUGAUGAUAAUGAUUUUGAGAAUGGAUUGGAUAUAGCUGAUGAAAGUGUUUUUGAUCCUGAUCAAUUAAAGAACAAAAAUAUUAUUACACGUCCUAAUCAAAAACAACAAAAACGUGCAAGACGUGAAUCAUUUAGCAUUGAAUUUAAUACUUCUACAAAGAAUAGUAGAUCUUCUACUCCUUCGAUUCCUCUUAUCAACAAUAAAGUUCAACCAAAAACUACAAAUAAUAAUUCUCCUCAAAUAUCUUCUCUGGAUAGAUUGAAAACUAAUAAAGCUUUUUCUAGAAGUCUUACUUCAUUAAGAACGUCAACACCUAAAAAUACAACAAAUACUACUUUACCAAAAAGUCGCCCAAAAAGUUUACAAAACCCAAAGGAUCCUAAACUUCCUGUAAGUGGAUUGGUUAAAAAACCAAUUUCUUUGAUGAAAAAUACUCUUGAGAGAUCAAAAAGUUCUUCACACAUAAUACAUUCUACUAACAACUCUAAUAAAUCAUCAAAAAAAAUUAACUGCAAUUCUACCUCGUCAUUCAAUAAACGUAUUGAAAGUACUUCAAAAGGAUUAUUACCUUCCAAAAGUACAAAAAGAUAUCAACAAAAUAUUAACCCUCAUAAUACUCAUAACAAUACUCUUCAAACCACUUCUAAUACCAAUUCAACUACUACUUCAAUACCGGAGAUUAUGCGUAAACCCACAAGACAGCAAAGUUUUGGGGAUGGAACCGAAUUGGACGGGUUUGAUGAUUUACCAGUAAAUAUUGACAGAGAACGUCCAUAUACUUCGAGUAAUUAUGCUAUAAACGAUAGAAAGAAUAGUAUUUCUUCUGUUGGUUCGAAAACCGAUAAUAGUGAUAAUUUUCAACAUCCCCGAAAACAUAAGAAAAAUCGUAAAAGAAAGAAACCACAAUUGAUUAAGAAUCUUAGUGCUGAUGUGAAUCUUAAAUUUGUGGGCGAAAUGGUUUAUAAUCCAAUAACACAACGUUGGGAUGGAAAUGAUUCUGUAUUAAAAGACUUUGAUAAUGUUUUGUCCACUCCUCUACGUCCUGCUCUUAUCUCAAACAUGAAUAAUUUUACUACAAAUACAAAAUCUUUUCAAGUAGUUGGUAAAAUGAGAUUUGAUCCAAAAAAAAUGUGUUGGAAUAAUGAUUCUUCUGACGAAGAGGAAGUAAUUUGGGAUUGUGAUGAUGAUGAUCGGGAUGAUUUUAUUUCUACCCCUCAAGCAUUUAUUGAUACUAGUGAUAAUAAAUUAAGAACAAAAAAUGAUGCUAAUUCUAUUGGUAACGAUAAUAAUGAUUUUCAAGUUGGUUCUGAAUUUGACAUUACUUCUGGAUUUUUAGCAGCUUUAUUAGCUUCAGAAAGACAGCAUCGUAAUGAAAUUACUAGAUGGUAUCCCGGUGCUUUAAGCAAAAAAAAUGAAUCUAGAUUUGGUUUAAGAGAUAUCACAUUGCAAAGAAGUUAUCUUUAUGAUUUAAGAAACAAUAAUAACAGAGGAAAUACUAAUUAUUCUUCAUCUGGUAACAAUACUAAAAUCAAUAAUAAUAGAUCAGGCGGGCUUUUCGAAGCUGCUGCGAAUUUGACAAGACAUGAACGAAGACAUUUUCGUUAAUUGUUAAAAAAAAAUAAUAAAUUUUUCAAACAUACACUUUUAUUCAUUUUGUAUAUACUUUAAUUAUUAUAAUUUUUCACUUUUCUCUUUUUUUUUCCUCAUUUGUAAAUAUUAUCAAUCUCAUCAUAACUUAAAUAAAUAUUAAACUAAUAAAAC